AUGAGUAAUAGCGGUGGGUCUUCUCCUUUUUUAGAGAGCCCUGGUGGUUCACGUGAUAUGGGCAGUAAUAGUGAACAAAGUAACCGUCAGGUUCAGGCGCUGCAAUUUAAACUCAAUACUAUACAAAAUGAAUAUGAGAUCGAUAGACUGCAGUUACAGAAACAGACUAAUAUUCUGGAGAAGAAAUAUAAGGCCACAAUUGGUGAAUUGGAGAAAUCAUUGAAUGAUACGAAGUAUCUUUAUGAGAACAAUGCUAAAUUGGAACAAGAAUUGCAGAGCUUGAAAGAAACUUCAACCAAAUCCACAACUGAUAAAGACAAGUUUAUACAGGAAUUGCAAAUAACUUUGCAAAACAACGAUUUAGAAAUGGAUGCUUUAAAGCAGCAAUAUGAUUCUAAAUUAUCAAAACUUACCAACCAAUGUAAUCAUUUCAAGCUGGAAGCGGACAGUUCACGUUCUCUUCUGUUAAAAUAUGAAAAUGAAGUAAAAAGGCAAAGUGUGGAUAUCAAAGACCUACAGCAUCAAGUCAUGGAAAAGGAUGAUGACUUGUCUUCGUUAAAAGCUUCAAAAAUGAUGAACUCCCACCCAAACUAUUCUACGGAAGAGUUCAAUGAGCUCACCGAGAUGAAUAAAAUGAUUCAUGACCAAGUACAAUAUACUAAAGAACUGGAACUGGCGAACAUGCAACAGGCCAAUGAAUUGAAAAAAUUGAAACAAUCACAAGAUUCCUCUACUUUUUGGAAACUAGAAAAUGAAAAAUUACAGAACAAACUAAAACAAUUGCACACGUUGGAAAACCAAUAUGAAAAUCUUCAAUUAGAAAAUAUUGAUUUAAAAUCGAAGUUAACUAAUUGGGAAAUUUAUAAUGAUGAUGAUGAUGAUGAUAACGGUAAUCAUAAUAAUAAUAAUAAUAAUAAUAACGAUGGUUACAAUAAUAAUGAUGGUAACAAGAAUAGUGAUUGUACUAAUAAGGCUAAAAACAACCUGCAAAGUGGCCCCGAAGAGAUCAUCCGCGAUUGGAAGUUAACUAAAAAAGAGUGUCUAGUCUUAACAGAUAAAAAUGAUAAAUUGAGAUUAGAUAAUAACAAUUUGAAACUUCUUAAUGAUGAAAUGGCUUUGGAGAGAAAUCAAAUACUAGACUUGAAUAAGAGUUACGAAAACAGCAUAGUAAAUUUGAAGAGAUUGAACCACGAGCUAGAGCAGCAGAAAAGCUUAUCUUUCGAAGAAUGCCGGUUACUGCGAGAACAACUGGAUGAUUUAUAUUCUGCACAAAGUAUCACUUCAUCAGAGACGAUCAGUAAUGAAAAAAAUGCCUUAAAGGCAAAUGUAAGUGAAAGCGUGAACAAUUUGCUCAAUACUUAUAAGAAUAAAACAGAAGACUUAACAAGUGAAUUGAAAAAGUUAAACGACCAAUUAUUGUCAAAUUCCAAUGAUGUGGAAACUCAAAGAAAAAAGAGGAAGUUGACAAGUGACCAAAUUGGUUUAAAUUAUUCACAGAGGCUCAACGAAUUGCAACUUGAAAAUGUAAAAAUCUCUAGAGAGUUGAGCAAAGCACAAGGUACCAUUCAGUUACUGCAAGAAAAAUUAGAAAAACUGACUAAAUUUAAGGAGAAAAGAGUUCGCAUAUUGCAACUGCGUGAUGGACCUUUUAUUAAGGAUCAAUUCAUCAAGAAGAGUAAAUUGCGUCUUUUAGAGAAGGAAAACUCUGAUUUAUUGAAUGAAUUGAAACAGAACAAUCCCAAUAGUGAAACUAUACCUAUUUCUGUUUAUGACUCAUUAAACUUCGAAUUACAACAAUUCGAACAAGAGGUUUUUAGAUCAAAUAAGAGAUUUUUCAGGCUGAAGCAGGUUUUCAAUAGAAAAUCAUUGGAGUUUAUCGACGUCGUAAAUUCAUUAUUAGGUUUUAAAUUGGAAUUCCAGCAAGAUGGUCGUGUAAAAAUUUUUUCUUGUUUCAAACCUGAAAAAUAUCUGAUUGCUGACCUAAACGAAAAUACUCUUAAAUCUAACCUUGAUGCCAACAUAGAUAAUUGGGAUGAUCUUAUGAAUUUAUGGGUAGAAGACAGAGGUCAACUUCCAUGCUUCUUAGCAACAAUAACGUUACGUCUUUGGGAACAACAACAAGCAAAAUAA
Molecule: messenger RNA, 2130 nt
Organism: Saccharomyces kudriavzevii IFO 1802
Lineage: Eukaryota; Fungi; Ascomycota; Saccharomycetes; Saccharomycetales; Saccharomycetaceae
Gene: MAD1
Product: coiled-coil domain-containing protein MAD1
Exons: 1
Coding region: 1-2130 (709 amino acids)
Biological process (GO): attachment of mitotic spindle microtubules to kinetochore; mitotic spindle assembly checkpoint signaling
Cellular component (GO): nuclear envelope; kinetochore; mitotic spindle
Source: RefSeq, a predicted model, not a curated record